This is a messenger RNA of Rhagoletis zephyria (snowberry fruit fly), 567 nucleotides long. Lineage: Eukaryota; Metazoa; Arthropoda; Insecta; Diptera; Tephritidae. The record is from RefSeq and is a predicted model, not a curated record.
UCCACAGCCCACUGCGUCGACGGCAGCGAGAACCGGCCCUCCAUCUUCACCAUCCGCUACGGCAGCCUGAAGCAGACCGGCGGCACGCUGGUGAACGUGAAGAAGAUCAACAAGCACGAGAAGUACUCGAGCAGCACCAUCGACAACGACGUCGCCAUCCUCGUCCUCUCCGCCUCGAUCAGCCCCUCCGACAACGCCGGCAUCAUCAGCCUGACGGCCAGCGCCCCCGCCGCCGGCACCAAGGUCACCGUGACCGGCUGGGGCCGCACCAGCGCCGGCGGCUCGCUGCCCGCCGACCUGAAGAAGGCCGACCAGCUGGUGGUGAAGAGCCAGCAGGACUGCCAGUCGGCCUGGGGCAGUGUCAACGCCAUCACCGCGCAGAUGCUCUGCGCCCACGACAAGCAGCAGUCGGCCUGCAACGGUGACUCCGGCGGCCCGCUCACCCUCAACGGCGUCCUCGUCGGUGUCGUCAGCUGGGGCUCCUCCCAGUGCCGACACGACGUCUACCCGAACGUGUACGCCAACGUCGCCACCCUGCGCACCUGGAUCCUCAACAACCAGUCUUAA